AUGAAGUUUGGUAGAAACUUACCUCGCAACCAAGUCCCCGAGUGGGCGGCUUCGUAUAUCAAUUACAAGGGCCUUAAGAAGUUGAUCAAGGCAGCUACAAAAGCAGCACAAGCGGGAGAGAAUGUUGAUCUAGCAGAGUUUUUCUUCGCUCUGGAUCGUAACCUCGAGGAUGUCGACUCAUUCUACAAUAAGAAGUUCGCCGAAGCCCAUCGCCGUAUCAAGCUUCUCGAGGAUAGAUAUGGCAGGAGUCCCGAUGUUGUUACCGAUCUAGAUGAUCAAGAGAGCGAGGAACUUAUGGGAGCUCUACUUGAGCUUCGGAAUCAGCUUCGAAACCUCCAAUGGUUCGGCGAAAUUAACCGCAGAGGCUUCGUCAAGAUCACGAAGAAGCUAGACAAGAAAGUACCUGAUACGACUACCCAGGAACGGUACAUCACGACGAAAGUCGACCCUAAACCGUUCGCCAAGGAUACAACUACCGUACGAUUGAUCAACGAGAUUAAUAAAUGGCUAUCGGCCCUAGGGGAUGCCCAGAAUCUUGACGAUGCCGCAUCAGUAAAUUCUACACGUUCAGUUCGUUCGCUCGGAAGAGUGACCGCCAAGGCCAUGUUAAGCGUUUCACAAGCUAUCCUCGAUAAGCUCGACGCAGCAAUUCGCAAGGACGAUGUAACGACCCUGGAAUCUAGCCUAACCUCUGAAAAACUGAUUACACCAGAACAGGUUUCCCAGGAAAUGUUGCUAAGCCUCCUCCAACGUUCAAUUUCCGCCCGAUCAAAGGCUUGUAUCGCGUAUCUUUUGAAACAGAUUAAGACGUUAGAAGAGCCGAAUGAUUUGAACGAGCGGAACUGCGUCCAUCGUCUAGUCAUCCAUAUUGGGAGAAGUAAAUCGUCUCUAGCGAGUGAUUUAGAACCUAACGCGGUUUCCCUCCCAAUCAAAUCUCACUAUAAUAGUCAUUAUGUUGCACCGGCUCAAGUCAACGGUUCCACGACAGCACGUUCCGCUAAUGGAAAUGGUGCAGAUCCACAGCUGUUGAGCAAGGAAGACGAUACAGUACAGGUUCUAUGUUAUCUUCUAGACUGCCUCCAGGAAGAGCAGCGCGCUGCGCUAGUCAGUAAAGAUUCCCUCGGCCGCAUCCCCUUACACUAUGCGGCGCAAUUUGGGUUUGUCGUUCUUUGCCAAGUCAUCAUGGCAAAAAUGCAGGAAUGGGGGCAAUUCAACGUCGAGGACGGGAUUGAUGCUCCACAGUGGCAGGAUAAAGAAGGCAAUGCGCCACUUCACCUCGCUGUUAUUGGCGGUCAUCCGUUGACUACAAAAUGCCUUUUGCAGGGCGAGAAUUGGCAGGGACCGACUCACAAAGACGGAAGGAAACCUGUUUCCAAGUCCAGUGCUGUGUUGGCAUUGGCUACAAAAUCGAAUUUCGUAUACAUAAUACGAUUGCUGGUAGAGGCUGGUGUCGAUAUCAACUGGCAGGACGAGACAGGCGAGACCGCACUGCACAUUGCCGCUAGGUUCGGACAUGCCGAGUGCGCUAAGAUCUUGCUCAAUGGUUCAGCCGAGCAGAAGGCAAACUUGGAAUUGACAGAGAAGUCGUUUGCGUGGACUCCUCUACACAUAUCAGCUGUAGACGGCCAUCUUGAUGUGGCACAACUCCUAGUGGAAGCUGGAGCAGAUGCCGGGAAAACUGACUCGUUUGGAUGGACGGCGAAAGAGCACGCCGCUUUAAGGGGACACCUGAAGAUUUCAAAACUUCUUGCGGAGUACACAGUCAACUCCCCAUAUCUUAACGCCAUGGAAGACGACCAAACGCCAUCCUCUGGACCGUCGACGCCUCCGGAGACAUCAUCCCUCGAAGACCGAAAAUCGGAUGGAAGCACUCGAAUCGCAGAGCCGAUUAAGUCUUUCGGACACCGCUACCUUAGGGACCGCAGUCUCGUGUUGGUGAGUUUGGGUUCUAUGGAUAUGCGGAAGAAUACCGAAGCCGUUAAGCUCGACCGCGUUCCCCUGACGGAAGCCCAUACGAAUCAACUCGACACAGCUCUGUCUAUUGUGGUUUCAGCGCAAGGCGCUCAAGGAGACCCUACUAUUAUUGACCUGCCCGUGCAUGAAAACAUCUCCACCGAGCCAAUCUUGUUCACUACCUCGGACGCUUCAAAUGUCAGGCUACUCUUUGACAUUGUGCCGACGUACUCUGGAAACGAGAAAAAUAAGAUAGGCCGCGCUGUGGCAUUGCUAUCUUCAGUUCGUCCGUCAAUUGGAACGAAACGAAUGAACCUUCAGGGUGAUGUAUGUGUGCCAAUAAUGGGUGCGAAUUUGGAAGUCAUCGGUGCAGUCAACUUCAAUUUCCUCAUUAUUACACCAUUCUCCCAUCCAAACAUGGAAAUCAACUCACAGCAAACGUACUGGAAGAAGUUGUCCUCUACUAUGGUCUUUGGUCAUCGUGGCUUGGGCAAGAAUUUCCUUGAGAAUAAGUCGCUUCAGUUGGGAGAGAACACAGUCUCUUCAUUCAUUGCUGCAGCGAACCUGGGAGCUCACUAUGUCGAAUUCGAUGUCCAGCUAACUAAAGAUCACGUCCCAGUCAUAUAUCAUGAUUUCUUAGUAAGCGAGACGGGGAUAGAUGCGCCAGUUCAUACAUUGACAUUGGAGCAAUUCCUUCAUAUCAACAAUGAGUCGCAAUCGAGAUCCGGAAGAGUGUCGCCGGAGAGGAAGAAAACGGAGACGAACGGAAACGGUGCGAAAGAGUCCGGGUCAAGGCAACGGUCUCUUUCUAUGGACUUAGCCAAGGGCGUCAAGGACAAUCUUAAUGAGCGUAUGAAAUACACGCUCAACUUCAAGCAGAAAGGAUAUAAGGCGAACACUCGUGGCAAUUUCGUCCAAGCGCCCUUUGCCACACUUGAAGAACUCUUCAAGAAAGUUCCGGAAAAUGUAGGAUUCAACAUUGAGAUGAAAUAUCCUAUGUUGUUUGAGAGCGAGAAAGAAGAUAUGGAUACAUACGCGAUUGAGCUCAACUCAUUCUGCGACACAGUUUUAGCCAAGGUCUACGACAUGGCCAAGAAUCGCCACAUCAUCUUCAGCAGCUUCAACCCAGACAUCUGUCUCUGUCUCAGCUUUAAACAGCCUAGCAUUCCGAUCUUGUUCCUGACUGACGCAGGAACGGAAGAGGUCAGCGAUAUCAGAGCUAGCAGUCUUCAGGAGGCUGUACGCUUUGCUAGCCGGUGGAACCUCCUUGGUAUCGUGAGCAACGCGGAGCCGUUUGUAAACAGCCCUCGGUUGGUUAAGGUAGUCAAACAGACCGGGUUAGUCUGCGUUAGUUAUGGAACGCAGAAUAACAACCCUUCUCUAGUCCAGCGACAAGUCAAGGAAGGUAUUGACGCGGUAAUCGUGGAUAAUGUAUUGGCAAUCCGCCGGGGAUUGACCAAGGAUGAUGAUUGA
Annulohypoxylon maeteangense is the source of this 3426-nucleotide messenger RNA. RefSeq names its product glycerophosphodiester phosphodiesterase GDE1. Gene Ontology annotation, molecular function: glycerophosphocholine phosphodiesterase activity; protein binding. The coding region runs from base 1 to 3426 and encodes 1141 amino acids. The record is from RefSeq and is a predicted model, not a curated record. NCBI's taxonomy places the organism in Eukaryota, Fungi, Ascomycota, Sordariomycetes, Xylariales, Hypoxylaceae. Gene Ontology annotation, biological process: glycerophospholipid catabolic process. The transcript has 4 exons.